UCAUUAAUUACAAUUCAAUUUGAAUUAUUGAAAUCCGAAAUAAUGGACUCCACAAGAAUCUCUCUCCGACCGUUCAAACUCUCCGACGCCGACGACUUUCUAGCAUGGGCAAGCGACGAUAAAGUCACCCGCUACCUAAGGUGGAACACCGUCACCACCAUAGAAGAAGCGCUAAUCUACGUCCAAAAAGUGGCAAUACCGCACCCGUGGCGCCGUUCUAUUUGCCUCGACGAUCGUUCGGUCGGAUACAUAUCCGUCCGGCCGGAAUCCGGCGACGAUCGGCACCGCGCACAUAUUGGCUACGCCGUUGGAAGUGAUUGUUGGGGUUUAGGUAUUGCUACUGCAGCUGUGAGAUUAGCAAUCCCUAGUGUUUUCGAAAAGUUUCCAUUUAUAGUAAGGUUGGAGGCUUUGGUGGAGGAGGAGAAUAUAGGUUCACAGAGAGUGCUUGAAAAGGUUGGUUUUGUUAAGGAAUGUUUUUUGAGGAAAUAUUGUUUUAAUAAAGGUGAGGUUAGAGAUAUGUUGAUUUACAGUUUUUUGAGCACUGAUUUACAUUGACCAUACGAGAGACGUAAAUCACACUAGACUGACAAUGUGUGACAAACUUAAUCUAGCGACAGUUGACAAAAGAAUUCGAACUUGUGACACAUGCUCGUUUGCUCGGUCGCUAGGUCAUAGGGAUUUGCAUCAACAAUCUUUUGUUUUUUCUUGGUGUGGACAAUCAAAUAAUAUUUAUUUUCUUUUCUUUUG
Messenger RNA from Erythranthe guttata (spotted monkey flower), 747 nucleotides. Its product is annotated as Acyl-CoA N-acyltransferases (NAT) superfamily protein. NCBI's taxonomy places the organism in Eukaryota, Viridiplantae, Streptophyta, Magnoliopsida, Lamiales, Phrymaceae. Gene Ontology annotation, molecular function: acyltransferase activity, transferring groups other than amino-acyl groups. The record is from RefSeq and is a predicted model, not a curated record.